AUGGGAAGACAGUGCAAAAGUACGAAGAAGCUUCUCGCUUUAUUCAUUGACGAGAUUCCAGAUGAUAAGCUACUGGAAUUCUCAGACACUCCUGGUGAAAUCUACAGCCAGCAGAAUUUUCGUCUAGAUUUGCAAGGCAAAACCUCGUCUGGUGGGUGGAACUUGCAAAUCCAAGUGAACUAUGGUGCCGAGACAGAAGCACUCCAGGCCAUGGCCCCAGAUACCAUUUCAGGUCCAGUACUGGUCACUUUGGAACUACCCAUGACCCCUGAGGAGAUCAGGGAAGAGUUCCGAAACAAGAUCAUUCAGCCUCAGCCUCAGCCUCGGAAGCGGAAGCGGAAGAGGUAG
Molecule: messenger RNA, 348 nt
Organism: Fusarium vanettenii 77-13-4
Lineage: Eukaryota; Fungi; Ascomycota; Sordariomycetes; Hypocreales; Nectriaceae
Exons: 1
Coding region: 1-348 (115 amino acids)
Source: RefSeq, a predicted model, not a curated record